AUGAACAGAAAAAUUACUUUUCUCACAGCUUCCCGGUACGGUGGACGAAGUCAGGAAAUGACAAGGAUUACACCGAAAUUUUCACUUGGAUUCAUUGACCUUAAGAAUAUUUUCAACGAUAUUCCGACUGGGUACACGCCAACCAAUGCUCCCGACGAGUCUUUUCGCGACUUUUCCAAGUUGGAAAAUUUAGACACACCAACCCCGUUGGAAAAUCCAGAUACCGAGACAGUUUUCGUCUAUUCCGUCAACACUGGUGCUGCCGAAUCACACGGAUCGAUGGCGACAGAAGCACGUCAGCCCCUCCAUUAUUGCAAGCCGGAACCCUGCUCCGAAAUGGGAUACACAACGACCUUCGGCACAACAGACGGGCUUCUUUUGACCCCACAACAACAACAACAACAACAACAACAGCAACAACAACCCAUCUCCUUUUGCUAUCCGGCUGAUUAUCAAAAUAUGGAACAGAAACCAUGCAUGGUGCACCACCAAUCACGACAUAUACAGAUAACCAGUUCCACACAGUACAGUCCAUCCUGUCCUACUUACACCACACCUCCAACACAAAAUGACUUACGUAGCGAUUCCACCUCUGUUUGCACCUUGCAAACUUGUGCUUCCCUGCCCCCACCAUACGCUUCCUCUCCACUAUCAAACAGCUCGGCGCCAGCCCUGUACACCAACACAACAGAACUCAUUUGCAAUGCAGAUCCUCCAUCCUACUUGGUUCAACAACCGUCCUGUAGAGAAUCUACUCCUUUUGAUCAACUGCGGGUGAUAAGCUCGACACCACCGAGCGACAGAAAUCCUACCGAGGCAUCCACAUUUGCGGGAAAAGCUAAUGCGUCUAUCCACAAUUGCAUGCUAUUCGAUGUGUGUGAGCUCUCACAGCUCAAAAAGGAAGAUAAUACCGGUACAAAGUCACUCAAAUGCGCAAAGGUUUUAGAGAAGGCGUUCCUUUGCGAAUUCCCCAAUUGUAUCAAGCGGUUUGCAAGAGUUGAUGAGUUGAAACGUCAUCAAAGAACACACAGCGAUGUGAAGCAGUUUGUGUGUGAUAUUUGUCAGAAAGGAUUUACUCGUAGUGACCACCUGAUGACACAUCGGCGCACGCACACCGGAGAACGACCAUACCCUUGUUGGUAUUGUGAUCGACGAUUCGCCCGUUCUGACGAAAGGAACCGCCAUGCAAAGGUACACUCCAGGGAGAAAACGGGGCGAUCAAGGAAACCACGCGUUUCCAAAGUGAAAACAGUCACAACCGGCCUUAUUCCGUCAGCUGAAGUACCGACUGUUUGGCUCAAUAACUUGUCACUUAUGACGUAACACAUCAUUAAUGGAGCUCGUGGUUGGAUCCCCGCUGUUUCACCUAGGGGAUGUUAAACGUAAGCAGUAACUGCAAACCUAGCGGAGCAAGCAAACUGCAAGCUUUGGUCAUGUCUUUCAACCUCCAUAUCCGAAAAUGCACCGGCGUUACUGCAUGGAAAUAAACACUAGAUACCUCAACACAAGCGCCCUCAGGGCAAUCGCGACUUCGCCAAACAGCGCAGCAUUUGAAGUGAGCGACAAAGCCUUGAUUUUCCAUCCGACAUAAUACCGCUAUAUCCCUCUUCUCCACCGCCAUAUCGUCGAAUGCACUAUGACUUUCAGUUAUGAAAUAUUUUUCUAUAUGCUGAUUUUGAUUGUCGAAUUCAACAGCACUUUCAACUGACAGAUUUGUCUAAUUUUCAAGAUACCGUCAUCACAAUCGUUUGUAUAGAUUGUACUCUCUUCGAUGAAGUGUUUUGAAACUGAUGGGGAUAUUGGACUUUUGGCAGCCUUGAUUGUUCAUGGAACUAGCAUACAGAAAGCUGCCGGGGAUUCGCUCACGAUAACCACCAGCGAAAAAUGAUUGACUGUGAAAGAACAGUACACGCAUCUCAACUAUAUGGCACAGAUACCGCUACUACUACUAAUAAUAAUGAGUAAUAAAAAUAGCGACAAACAUAAAAUAAA
Molecule: messenger RNA, 1992 nt
Organism: Opisthorchis viverrini
Lineage: Eukaryota; Metazoa; Platyhelminthes; Trematoda; Opisthorchiida; Opisthorchiidae
Exons: 2
Coding region: 1-1323 (440 amino acids)
Biological process (GO): regulation of transcription by RNA polymerase II
Molecular function (GO): DNA-binding transcription factor activity, RNA polymerase II-specific; RNA polymerase II cis-regulatory region sequence-specific DNA binding
Source: RefSeq, a predicted model, not a curated record